Cylindrotheca closterium is the source of this 1107-nucleotide messenger RNA. The record is from the annotation of a GenBank genome assembly. Lineage: Eukaryota; Bacillariophyta; Bacillariophyceae; Bacillariales; Bacillariaceae.
AUGACGACACUUUACAAAGCCAUACAGAAUGAUGACAUUGACCAUAUGGUGACAUGCUUACAAGGUGGCUAUGAUGUCAAUAAAGUGUACCGUGACUGCCAUCGUUGGACGGCAUUGCACCUCGCGUCUGCAAGGAGAAACGUUGGAGCGGUUCGGCUACUCUUGGACAAUGGGGCAAAUGUGAAUGUCAAGGACUUGAACCGAAGAACGCCAUUGCACUGGGCAUGUGAGAUGGGAUGGUUGUGUAUUGUUCAGCUUCUGGUGGAUCGAGGUGCUGAUGUGAACGAAGUUAGCGGCGAUGGCAGUACACCCUUUUCGAUUGCACGGUACCGCAUGCAUUUGGAUGUUGCUCAAUUCUUGCUGGAGCGAGGCGUUGCGUUGGGCGGCAAAGAUAAUGACGAUGGUAGAUGGUUUUUACGUGUCGCUUGCGGACAAGGGAAUUUGGAGGUUUGUAGAAUUUUAUUGAAUCGAGGUGCCAAUCCCAACCGAUAUAACUGCAGUGAGACUACACCGCUUCAGCUGGCAUGCCAGAAUGAGCACUCGGAGGUUGCUGAUUUAUUGUUACGUCACGGUGCCGACGUGAAUGAAAAAAGUGGCAGUGGCAGAAUUCCCUUAAUCUAUGCAUGCGAAAAAAAUCAUUUUGAGAUUGUUCGCAUACUAUUGCAUCAUGGUGCCAAUACGGAAAUAGAGGGUAAACAUGGGUGCAAAGCGUUGCAUCGCGCUUGCUGUUUGCAACACCUGAGAGUCGCUCGGCUUUUGUUGGACAGGGGGGCGUAUGUGGAUGCAAAAGAUGAAGGCAAUCACACGACUUUACAUAUGGUGUGUUGUUUUGGAUCUUCGUUUGAGUUGUGCAUUGCCCGUUUAUUGUUGGACAGAGGUGCCAACGCCGAAGCAAGGAAUGAACACGAGGCUACGCCAUUACACGAGGCAUGUGCAAGUGGUAACUUAAGAGCUGUACAACUGUUAUUGGAUAGAGGUGCUGAUGUCGAAGCGACAACGGGAGGUGUUUCAUCCCUCGAAGUCGCGUGCUGCACCAGCAACCUUGAAGUCGCGUGGUUUUUGGUACAACGCUAUCCGUGGCUGAUUUUCCGAAAGCGGAAAACAUAA